This is a messenger RNA of Toxotes jaculatrix (banded archerfish), 1554 nucleotides long. RefSeq names its product carboxyl-terminal PDZ ligand of neuronal nitric oxide synthase protein-like. The record is from RefSeq and is a predicted model, not a curated record. The transcript has 10 exons. The coding region runs from base 1 to 1554 and encodes 517 amino acids. Gene Ontology annotation, molecular function: nitric-oxide synthase binding. NCBI's taxonomy places the organism in Eukaryota, Metazoa, Chordata, Actinopteri, Toxotidae.
AUGCCAGGGGUAACCAAGUACAAUUUAGUAGAUGACGUGCACGAUUUGAGGAUCCCCAUGCACAACGAGGAGGUGUUUAAGCAUGGGGUCUGCUUCGAGGCAAAGUACAUUGGCAGUUUGGAGGUGGGUCGCCCCGGGAGUCGAAUGGAGAUAGUCGCUGCGAUGAGGAGAAUCAGAUAUGAAUUCAAACUGAAGAACAUAAAGAAAAAGAAGGUCAACAUCGUCGUAUCAACUGAUUGUGUCAAAGUGAUUUUACGCAAAAAGAAAAAGAGAAAAGGCUGGUCGUGGGAUGAGAAUACCAUCUUGGUGACUCAGGAUCCCAUCUACAGGAUCUUUUAUGUGUCUCAUGAUGCUCAAGACUUGAAGAUCUUCAGUUAUAUAGCGAGAGACGGACAGAGCAACGUUUUCCGCUGCAAUGUGUUCAAGUCAAAGAGGAAGUCGCAGGCCAUGAGGAUCGUGCGCACGGUGGGUCAGGCGUUUGAUGUGUGUCACCAGCUGACCCUGCAGCAGAAAAACGAUGACCAGGAGGAUGAGGAGGGAAAGGCCAAGGAGUCUGAGGCAAUGCCAGCAAAGAAGAGGUUUGCAUUGUCAGAGGAGACAGACCUUGAAGCCACUACAGAGGAGAGCAUUGAGUGUGUCUCUUCAUCAGACCUGGAGAAGAGCAAAAAGGACGAGGUCCUUGGUAACGAUGGGAAGGCGCCUGAUGACCCACCCUUUCUGCUGAGCUCUCCCAUCCUCGGAGCCUCUGUGUCGGAUCAGUCGGCGGCAGAUGCUCCCUGCUCUGCAGAGCACCAGGUCCAGCUCCUUCAGAAACAACUGCAGCAGCAGGAACAGCAGGCGCUGGCAGCUUCAGCACAGGUUCAUGUGCUCCAGGAGCAGCUGUCAGUGGAGGUGUGUGCACGGACUGAAGCCCAGACCAGGGUGCAGAGGCUGCUGCAGCAGAACACUGACCUGCUGCAACACAUUUCCCUGCUGGUCAAACAGAUCCAGGAACUGGAGCUCAAAGCUGCCGGCCAGUUAACAUCAAUGGGCUCCCAGGACAGUCUUCUAGAGAUCACUUUCCGCGCCAAGCCCCCCAGUGUGGCCCGUGAACCCCUCACCCCUUCUUCAUCUACAGGCCCUUUAGCAGCUCAGUCCCAGCUCCAGAUUGGUGACAGUGCCUGGGCCUUCCCCGGGCCCUGCUCUCCAGGCACCAUUGGAACCGACACUAGCCCUCUGGGGCUCAGCGGCAGUGGUGUUCGACUGGAGUGCUUCCGCUUCUCCUCCCGGGGGCCGGACAGCCACGAGCAGGGCCAGGAAACAGGGGAGACUCCCAGCGACGGAGCCCCAGAUGAGAGCUCACUACUUGGGGAGCAGGUCCUCGGAGCCCUGGAGCUGCUUAGGUUUAGGGAGUCAGGGAUUGGAUCGGAGUACGAAUCAAAUACAGAUGAAAGCGAUGAUCGGGACAGCUGGGGACAAGGCGAGGGAAUGGGGGCUGAUAGCGCAGCUCGACUCUUAAACGUGCUGAAUGCAGAGAGUCUGUCAGACUGUUUAGGGGAUGAGAUGGCAGUGUAG